UGCCGAUGACAACGGCAUCGUAACUCGCAAUCCUCGAGGAACAACCCUCGAGGGUCGGUUGGGCGAGCGAUGGUCGGGCGUUGCGUCGACGUUCAAAAGCUGUGGCUCGUUCGCAUGAUCGUAGCGUUGACCAGACCAAUCAGCUCCAUGACAGGACUCCUCUGGCCUCUAUUUUCCCGCCAAUUUCAGUAAACAAUAUUCAGGGCUAAUUGCCGGAUACUUCUUUUGGAUGAUUAUUGCAAUCACUUCAUAAAUAAUAAGUGUAAUUAAGUGUUCAUUAAUAUGGAUGUAGCCGAUGUGCAGGAUGGUCGUUUGAGAGUAAAGGACGAAGUGGGUACACAAUGUCAGAAACUUUUUCAAGACUUCCUCGAGGAAUUCAAAGAAGAUGGUGAAAUUAAAUAUCUGGAACCAGCUAAAGAGCUCAUAAGCCCUGAGCGCAGCACCUUGGAAAUUUCCUUUGACGAUAUCGAAAAAUAUAAUCAAGUACUCUCAACGUCGAUCAUCGAAGAAUAUUACAGGAUUUAUCCAUACUUAUGCCAGGCCGUUUGUAAUUUUGUUAAAGACACAGGUAACUUAAAAAAAGAAAAAGAAUGUUAUGUCAGCUUAACUGAUGUGCCUACAAGGCACAAAGUGAGGGAAUUAACAACAGCAAAAAUCGGCACCUUAAUUCGUAUUUCUGGCCAAGUAGUACGAACUCAUCCAGUCCAUCCAGAAUUAAUUCUUGGAACAUUCAUAUGUCAAGAUUGUCAUACAGUCACCAAAAAUGUGGAACAACAAUUCAAAUAUACCAAUCCAACGAUUUGUCGGAAUCCAGUGUGCAGCAACAGGCGCCGGUUUAUCCUCGACGUUGAUAAUUCCACAUUCAUUGAUUUCCAAAAAAUCCGAGUUCAGGAAACACAGGCAGAAUUGCCUAGGGGUUGCAUUCCUCGCUCUCUGGAAGUUAUUUUGCGGGCAGAAGCUGUUGAGAUGGUGCAACCUGGCGAUAGAUAUGACUUCACCGGCACACUGAUAGUUAUACCAGAUGUGGGAGCCCUGUCAUUACCUGGAGCAAAAGCCGAGUUUGGAUCGAGGCAUAAACACGGUGAUCCGUCAAUCGAAGGAGUACGAGGCUUGAAAUCACUUGGAGUCAGAGAUUUGAAUUACAGAAUGGCUUUUCUUGCUUGCAGUAUCACGUCUACAAGUGCAAGAUUUGGAGGGACUGAUAUGGCAAUGGAAGAAAUUACGCAGGAAAUGAUGAAGAGACAAAUGUCUGACGCUGAGUGGAACAAAGUUUAUGAAAUGAGUCGUGAUAAAAAUCUCUACCAAAAUUUGAUAUCCAGUUUAUUUCCUUCGAUUCAUGGAAACGAUGAAGUGAAAAAGGGUAUUACAUUAAUGUUAUUCGGUGGCGUUCCCAAGACUACGAUUGAGGGAACAACUCUGAGAGGGGACAUCAAUUGUUGCAUCGUUGGGGAUCCCAGUACGGCGAAAUCUCAGAUUCUGAAACAAGUAGCGGAUUUUUCACCGCGAGCUGUUUAUACUUCCGGAAAAGCUUCAAGCGCUGCAGGUCUAACAGCCGCUGUAGUAAGAGAUGAAGAUUCUUCAGAUUUCGUUAUCGAAGCUGGAGCUCUGAUGCUCGCGGAUAACGGUGUUUGCUGCAUUGAUGAAUUUGACAAGAUGGAUCCUGCAGAUCAAGUAGCUAUUCACGAAGCCAUGGAACAACAAACUAUUUCUAUUGCAAAAGCAGGCAUACGGGCGACUCUAAACGCACGCACAUCAAUUCUAGCUGCAGCAAAUCCGAUCGGCGGUCGUUACGAUAGAUCCAAAUCUUUGCAGCAAAAUCUUUUAUUGACAGCACCUAUAAUGUCUCGUUUUGACCUAUUUUUUAUCCUGGUUGAUGAAUCUAAUGAAAUUGUGGACACCGCGAUUGCAAAAAAAAUUGUAGACCUACACAGCAACAACGAAGUCAUUAUCGAGACUCUCUAUAAUCGGGAAGAAAUCUUGAGGUACAUCAAUUUUGCCAAGCACUUCAAGCCCAUGCUUAAAGAAGAAGCUGCCUUGUUAUUGGUAGAAGUCUACACGACCUUGAGACAAAGGGAAGGUGGUAGCUCGGGUAAAUUUACGUGGAGGAUUACCGUACGUCAGUUGGAAAGUCUCGUGCGUUUAUCCGAGGCUCUAGCAAAGUUGGAGUGUAGUGACGAAGUUACAGUAAGGCACGUCAUUGAAGCAAAAAAAUUAUUGAGUAAAAGUAUAGUCAGAGUUGAGCAACCGGAUGUUGAUCUUGACGAAGAUGAUGCUCAAUCUCGGGAGCUAGCGAUGGAUAUGAACAACACGCCUCCUCUCAUGGCUGCACUUGAUGCUUUAGACAAUAGCGGUGUCAGCUCUGCUGCUAGUGCAGAAUCAACAAACAAAAAAACCCAACACCAAGAUGAAUCUGCCAAAAAGAAACUAACGAUGUCUUUUGCGGAUUAUAAAAAUUUGUCCAAUAUGCUAGUGGUACACAUGCGAGCAGAGGAGGCUCGCAUCGAAAGCGAAGAUGGUAAUAAAGAGGGGAUUAGAAAAUCAGAAUUAGUUGCGUGGUAUUUAGAUAAAAUACAAGAACAAAUUGAGUCCGAGGAAGAACUAUUGGAGAGAAAAGGUCUUAUCGAAAAAAUUAUCGACAGACUUAUAUACCAUGACCAGAUUAUAAUACCUCUUACGACUACGGAGCUUUUAUCAAGACGCAGAGGUCAAGAAGAUGAAGAAGAAGAAGAAGACCCUAUGCUCGUUGUACAUCCAAACUACAUUCUCGACCCUUGAUAAGUAAUCAAUUGACAUAAGUGCUACGACGUAUCGAUUAAAUUGUGAAUCCCAUAUUGUGCCUUAGAAUUAGUAUCACAUACUUUGAGAUAACUAUUUUAAUCAAUCAAUCUUCGUCCUGCAAUGGAAUUUUUUUGUAAAACGUUUUUAUGUAAUUCCUGAUUUGUACUGAUUUUUAAGAUGUACCAAUCUAAAAAUCCCUCUGCGGUAAUUUUUAAUUUCUUCUUUUUUUCCUCUCUUUUCUGAUCGGCGUUUAGCAAUAGCGUUGGAAUUACUUGAGACCCUGACCUACCUCAUUUUAGUGGCAUUGCAACGCUGGUUGUAAUCUACGUAAUUAACGAAGCUCUGUUAACAAUGCGUUUAAACGUUCGCACUUCGUUAAUGAACGGUUUCAGAUUAACGUUACUAUUCAAGCUAACGGACGAAAUAUGACGAUUCGUCAUUCUGCUUGAGCGUUUUUCCAGAUUUUCAGAGAACCGAUGUCACGUUUUUGCGAAAUUAUUGACUUAUCAAAUAUUAUCGUCUCUCCGCGACGUCAAUUGGCCAAGAUUUGCCGGACUCAAAAUUUAUUUAAAUCUUGCCAGCAGUUUGAAAUCUAAUCUUCUGUAAGCACCAUUCAGUGAUCCAUAGUGGGGCAGUGUGAUUAUAAUUUUAUAGAAUGUUUAGAUACAAUGCAACUAGACUACGCAUGUCAGUGUGCAGGUUUAUCAGUAGGAGAAACCAAGAAGCGGACCAGAGUUAAUUUCAUGUCGCGUGGAUCAGUCCGUAGAUCUAAACCGUCAUGUCUAGCGUAAGGCGGCAGG
Messenger RNA from Athalia rosae (coleseed sawfly), 3578 nucleotides. It is a transcript of the gene Mcm6, whose product is annotated as DNA replication licensing factor Mcm6. Gene Ontology annotation, molecular function: single-stranded 3'-5' DNA helicase activity; single-stranded DNA binding; ATP binding. The transcript has 9 exons. NCBI's taxonomy places the organism in Eukaryota, Metazoa, Arthropoda, Insecta, Hymenoptera, Athaliidae. The coding region runs from base 283 to 2775 and encodes 830 amino acids. Gene Ontology annotation, cellular component: nucleus; MCM complex. The record is from RefSeq and is a predicted model, not a curated record. Gene Ontology annotation, biological process: double-strand break repair via break-induced replication; mitotic DNA replication; DNA replication initiation.